UUUUCAUCAUGGUAUGAUCGUUGAACAAACUAGUGACUGUCAAAAAGUGCACCCGUUACCCUACGGCCCCGCCAUCUUUGUUUGGCUGGCACUCGAUGAAUGUUGCAACCCGCCUCGGCGCGUGUUGCGCGCGACAACAAACAAACGUCAAAGCGCAACAGAUGCAUCAGCGGAGGAAAACAUAAAUAAUGCAUCGCGAAUUCUCUCACACGAAAAAGGCAAUCCCAGUGACGAGGACGACGAUGGUGGUGAUGUGAGCGUACGCGUUUUCUUUCCGCUUAAUUGCUUGUUUUUUCGCUAAUCUGUGUCGCUUAACUCGCGGAAGGUGCCAAAUACGAGCGAUUGGCCGGAGCAAGCCAAAUGAUUAGCCGAAAAAGGAGGAUGCCACUGGCCAACGCAAGUGCACUGAACUGUUGACCUCCGGGGAAGAUUGAGCGAAGAGAGAGAAAAAUGCACGGAAAAGGUCAAAAUCAGCUCGGGGAAACGACCACGACGGAUGGAUCGACGGUGAGUGUCGUGGUCAAACCGGCGAUCGAUUUCCUGACGCGCACCGACGAGGGGAAUUUCACCGUGACGAACACGGACAUUGUCUGGACGGUGGUUUCGAUUCUGAGCCGAAUCAUCAGCAUCCUGUUGAACAUCAACCUGGCGAUCGAUUACUACCGGAAGGGCAAGCAUGACUACUUCAUCUGGACCAUGUGCGGCAUUCUGGUGCCGGCAGUGAUCACCAGCACGCUAUCCGUGUACAUGUACCUGGAGGACAUGAAGGAGCAAAAGCGCGUCCGCAAGCGGUGCUGUGAAAUUCUCACCUUCAUCAUCGUCGUCCCGUUCUUCUUCCGGUACUGUCAAUCGCUGGCUUACGCCAUCCAGAGCAAGAUCGCCGAAGCCCGGAACGAUCGGGAUGCGCAGAAGAAGUACUACGAGUUUAUGAUCCAGGAGGACAGCGACGUCGCGUUGGUGCGAAUUUUCGAAUGUCUGCUGGAGGCGGCUCCGCAGAAGAUCCUCCAGCUCACGAUCAUCUUGUCCGGGGAGGACGGGAUGGUGUGGCCCCAGCUGCUCGCGAUCCUCGGCUCGAUCGUCGGCAUCGCCUGGUGUAUGGCCUCGUACUACCGCUGCAAUCGGUUCUCCCAGCCGGACAAACGGCACGUAACGUGGCUCGGGACGAUCUCGCAGAUCCUGUGGCACUUUUCGGUGACCAUCUCGCGCAUCCUGGCGAUCGCCAUCGUCGCCAGUCUGUUUCCACGGUACACGCUCUUCGCCUGCCUGGCGCACUCCCUAACCAUGACACUUUGGAUAUUCUUCUUCGACCGGUCGCCGUUCUGCAGCGAAACGAUGCUGCACAGCUUCCUGUUUUCGCUCGUGCUCGGCGUGGUGUUCAUCUUCACGUACAUCCUGCCCCGCGUUGGUCGGACCUUCUACCGGUAUCUCAUCUACUACAGCCUGUGCGGCGUCGAGAACCUGGUCUGCGUGCUCAUCUACUUCCUGUACGUGCGCAAUCCGAUCAUAAUCAACUCGCGCUUCUACCUGCCGCUGCUGUGCGUGGCCCCGAUCGGUCCGUUCGUGUUUGGGAUCGGGUGCUUGGUCGUGUACUAUCAGCACUUUCACCCGAACAUCUGGUCCAGGCGGAGGAAGCGGUCGGGAGCGGCCGCGGCAACGGAUGGGGAGAGCAGUGCGAGCGGCUCCCAGACAGAGGCUUCCGUAGGGAACACCAAGGAUUGAAGUUUACCAGCAGUAAUUAACGUUUGAGACAUUUAUUAGAAUUAAUGGUUAGUGUAAGUAGGCCAGUUUAGGUUUGAGGAAGGAGAUGUGAACCGUCCCGUUUUGUUUUGUUCGUGUUGUGGCGGAAGGAAAAUUAGCUAGACUGACUCAGAUGAAAUUUACUACUUAUUUUAUUUUUUCCGAACUACAUUGUUUACAGAGAUGAUCUUCACUAUAUUACAUUUAGGUUGAACGUGAAAUAUACAAGCAUGCAUAUCGUUUGAAGAUAAGACUAAAUUUCCUGUUGUAAUCCGAACGUUUCCUUGCUUUCAUUGCAGUUCAUAAAUAAAACAAAUUAUUCAUAUCGUAGACGCAACCGGGCAGAAGCACCAGCUCGCUUAUCACCCCGUAGUUCGAUUACUGUUCAUCAAUCUCAUUCUUGGGAACACAGCGGCUACUUAAAAGAAUGCAAGUUCUACAGAGUAAAAUCAUGCGGCCAAUCCUCAGAUGUGAUCGACUGUUGCAGUGGAUGUCGUUGAAACAACAAAUCGAGUAUAACACUCUUGUUUUAAUUUUUCUUAUUAAGGAAAGGAUGAUAACACAAUUCUUGACGGAAGCCAUGAGUAUGACACAAGAGGAGCUGACGAUCUCAGACUGCAGAACCGCUCUUUUUAAAGGAUUUAAACUUUACAACCAGUUUCAAGAGGAUGCAAAGACGACAAUCAACAUCAACGAGCCGUUGAAAUAGAAGGGACCCACGAUGGUACUGUGAGGAAGAGCACGACAUGGGAUCACUCUGGGCCGCAUAUGAUAAAUCUGAUCAAAAGUAACGCGAAUCUGGGCGCGGUUUAACCCUAUGUGCUCAUAUGCGUGUGGAAUAACAAACGGUUUCAAUACCCUAAAUGGAUAAAUAAUUGCUGCAUUCUGAUCUGUUUGAGCGCCUUGUGAUGAGGUAAGAGAGAUAUGGAUACACGGAAGUAGAGUUAGGAUUGCAGGACACUCUCAAAACACGAACGAAGAAUUAUUGCUUAUUUUUCUUGUAAUUUCGGUUUGUCUCAACAAAGAAAUAAGCGUUUGAAAUCUCACACUCUAUUCUGCACACUGUUCCUUCGACUAAAACGUAGUCCUACGCCAAAGGUCAACAAAAUCAGUCAUUCUCUGUGCCACAACAUCUUAUCAAACGCGCGCUUCACGCUGCAUUCUCACCCCAGCUUGAAUCAACAAGUGUGUGUAUAGAAGGCAUGCAUGUGUCUAUGUGUGCGCAUGUUGCUUCCACUAUCAGCAGAACCUGCUCUGCUGGUUCCGUGCAGUAUUAAUCGGAACGUCGUCGUCGAAGGAACGCGAAGAAAUCGUCGUGGUACUCGUGCGAGCUGAUGAUUUGUCGUUAGUUUUGAUAUCUCGUGGUAAUUGUUGAAAUUAGAAGAAUAGUUUGGAAAGCUUCAAGCAAAGUGACUUAGAUUUACUGAAAGCAAAGCUGUGUAGGUUCACUUGUUUCCAUUCAAGCGAACGUGUGAAUGUUGCCAAGACACUCGGCUUUGAAUGAAUUUGUGAGCAGUGGAUUAACCACCCCACGAGUUCAUCGUGUCAAAGUGACUUAAGUGUGUAUUAAUAGGCGCACGUUCAUCGAAGUUAUUUCUUGCAGUACGAUUUUCAAAACAAACUUUUCUCUUUGCCAUUCAAAACAAAACGAAACCCUAAAUUGGUAGAAAUUUGCGUGAAUUUACGAGCCCCUCCGAACGCUAUUUGUUUGUCAAAUAAACAAUAUUUGCUUACGUUGCUGAUAACG
Molecule: messenger RNA, 3484 nt
Organism: Culex pipiens pallens (northern house mosquito)
Lineage: Eukaryota; Metazoa; Arthropoda; Insecta; Diptera; Culicidae
Product: XK-related protein 6
Exons: 1
Coding region: 451-1719 (422 amino acids)
Biological process (GO): engulfment of apoptotic cell; apoptotic process involved in development; phosphatidylserine exposure on apoptotic cell surface
Cellular component (GO): plasma membrane
Source: RefSeq, a predicted model, not a curated record